AUGAACAGGAGAAGCGUGAUUUUUUUUUAUAUUGUUACUCGUCACGGUCGAGUAUUCGAUGUAUCUAAACCUACAAUAGCCAAAACUCAACUUCCUCAUGUCAUCAUCAGCGGCGAUCAUCCACCAAUUAGUGUCCGUCCCUACUAUCGUACCAUUGAACAACGUAAAGAACUGCAACACGAAGUCGAUAAACUUCUGAUGGAUAAUAUCAUCCGCCCAUCUACAUCCCCAUGGUCCUCUCCAGUUAUCUUAAAAAAGAAGCCUGAUGGUACCUAUCGGUUUUUGGUUGACUUACGUCGUUUAAAUUCUAUGACAAGAAAAGACGCUUAUCCGCAACCCUCUGCCGAAGAAUUAAUUUAUCGUCUGUCUGAACAUAUUUAUUUUACUAAACUUGAUCUAAAAAGUGGAUAUUUUCAAAUUCCUAUUGUCGAAUCAGAUAAGGAAAAAACAGCAUUUGUAACUUCCGAUGGACAUUAUGAAUUUAAUGUUCUUGCUCAAGGUCUUAUGAAUGCUCCGGCAAGUUUUCAACGUGUUAUGAAUAAUUUGCUUGCCACGGGUCGUUGGAACUAUGUGGUGAUUUAUCUCGAUGACAUCGUUAUUUUUUCCUAUUCACUCGAAGAACAUAAACGUCAUGUCCAUGAGAUAUUGUCCAUCCUUGAUGCUGCUCACUUCAAGGUUUCACCUCCAAAAUGUACUAUUACAGGUCAGCAGAUCGAAUUUCUAGGUCAUAUCAUCACUGCUGCUACUGUCAAACCAUCUUCGGAAAAAAUACACGCAAUUCUGGAUAUUCCAGCGCCUCGUACUCUAUCACAAGCGAAUCGCUUUUUUGGUAAAAUGGGAUACUAUCGAAAGCUUAUCCCGAAUUUCGCUCGUAUUGCGACUCCCCUGCAUAAUGUUACCAACGAAACACAUACCAAACGGCAUGAAUUUUACUGGCACGCUGAACAACAAGCAGCUUUUGACCAAUUUAAAAUGAUCUUGACGACUUCUUCCCUCUUUCUCCAUUUCCCUGAUCCUUCAGUACCAUUUAUUCUUUCUACUGAUGCUAGUCUUAUUCGUAUUACUAGUGUUCUCAAACAGCAAACGUCUACCGGUCUUAAAGUCUGCCAUUAUAAAUUUUGUUUAUUGUCCGACAUCGAGCGUCGAUAUUCUGCCACUGAACGCGAAGCACUUGCUAUAUAUUGGUGUCUCGAUCAAUUACGCCCUGAUAUCGCUAGUUCUUCUGUUCUAAUUGAAACCGAUCAUGCGCCACUUUCCAACAUGCAUAAAAAAAUACGUUUCGUAAUAAACGCAUUGAUUAUUGGCUUCUCAAAUUACAGGAUAUUCUACCUCAGAUUAUCGCGAUCAAAUAUUGUAAGGGUAUUGACAAUGUCUGACCGGACUUUUUAA
Molecule: messenger RNA, 1389 nt
Organism: Rotaria sp. Silwood2
Lineage: Eukaryota; Metazoa; Rotifera; Eurotatoria; Philodinida; Philodinidae
Source: the annotation of a GenBank genome assembly